Molecule: messenger RNA, 1832 nt
Organism: Leptopilina boulardi
Lineage: Eukaryota; Metazoa; Arthropoda; Insecta; Hymenoptera; Figitidae
Product: cystathionine beta-synthase-like
Exons: 6
Coding region: 102-1586 (494 amino acids)
Cellular component (GO): cytoplasm
Molecular function (GO): cystathionine beta-synthase activity; cysteine synthase activity
Source: RefSeq, a predicted model, not a curated record
GGCGCGAAUAUAGUUUCAUUCGCGAAAUAAAAUCUCAAUGUAAAGUCUCAAAAUUGGAUUUUUAAAUAUAUUUUCUGUUUAAUUUGAUAAAAACAAUAAACAUGGAAUUUUUGGAGCCAAAUAGAGCAAUGAGAUGCACCUGGACUCCGAAUUCUUCUAAUACACCUCAUUCUACUUUUCGGAAUCAAAUGAAUAGAAAGAAAAUAUUACCGAAUGUUUUGGAAGCAAUUGGAGAAACUCCAAUGAUUCGUUUGAAUAAAAUUCCAAAAUUACAUGGAAUUAAAUGCGAAAUGUUGGCAAAAUGUGAAUUUUUGAAUCCUGCUGGUUCAGUGAAAGACAGAAUUGGUUAUAGAAUGGUGAAGGAUGCUGAGGAUCAAGGAUUAAUAAAACCGGGAUAUACAUUAAUUGAACCAACAAGUGGAAAUACAGGAAUUGCAGUAGCGUUGGCAGCUUCUGUAAAAGGCUACAAGUGCAUUACGAUAUUUCCAAAUUUUAUAUCAAACGAGAAACAAGCGACAAUUGAAGCUCUUGGAGCUCAAGUUUUAAGAAGUCCUGUAGAUGCUGUAUGGGAUGGUCCAGAGGGAAUUUUUGCCAUUGCUGAAAAGCUGAACAAGAAUAUUCCAAAUAGUUUUAUACUGAAUCAGUGUUCGAACAGUGCAAAUGCUUUGGCUCAUUAUGAUACAACAGGAAUGGAAAUUUUUGAGCAAACUGAAGGAAAAAUUGAUUAUUUUGUCGCUGGAUCAGGAACUGGAGGAACUCUUACUGGUGUAGCACGAAAAUUACGUGAAUUAUCACCGGAGACAAAAAUUGUUGGCGUUGAUCCAGAAGGAAGUGUUGUCGCAGAACCUCCCGAAUUAAAUGAUCCAACUGUUACAUGGGAAAUGGAAGGAAUUGGCUAUUAUUUUGUCCCAACAAAUUUGGACAGGAAAAUAAUAGAUUUUUGGAUAAAGUCAAACGAUCGUGAUUCAUUUUUAACAGCACGAAGUCUUAUUCGUGAUGAGGGUUUACUUGUCGGUGGAAGUAGUGGAGCAAUUAUGUCAGCGGCUAUAAAAUUAGCGAAAAAUUUGCCAGAAGAUAAACGAAUUGUCGUUUUAUUACCAGAUGGAAUUCGAAAUUACAUGACAAAAUUUGUUUCCGAUUAUUGGAUGGAGUAUCAUGGAUUUAUGAAUCCCCCAGAACCAUCUGAGAAUAAUCGUUGGUGGUGGAAUCUUACAGUUUCGAAUAUUCAAUUAACUAAAUCAGUUGCACUUAAAAAAGAUGCAACUUGCAAAGAGACUAUGAAUAUUUUACAAGAAUCAAUGAUUCAUCAAAUUCCAAUUCUAAUAGAAAACAAUAAAGUCCAAGGUGUAGUUACACUCGAUGAAAUUCUGAACAAUUUAAUUCUAGGCAAAGUGAACGAUGAAGAUUCAGUGGAGAAAAUUAUGUCAAUGAAAUUUCCAAAAAUCGAAAGUUCAAUGACACUCGGAAAACUUUCAAGAAUUCUCGAAAAUCAAAAAUUUGCUAUUGUUCUAAAUAAUGACAAAUUUAUGGGAAUCGUCAGACAAGUAGAUUUAUUGAAUUUCAUCAAAACUAAUCGUGAUCGUUAAAAUUUUCAAUUUUUUUUAAAAAUAAAAUUCUAUUUUUGUUACUGCAAAUCUAUAAACUAGUAAGUAAAGUUAUUAUUAUUAAAUAAUAUAGUAUAAAAAAAAUAUAAAUAAAUUUAUUAGAAAGAAGUAUGCUUUGCAAAAAAAGAGAAAAAAAUAUUUAAAAUUUGUUAAAGAAACAUUAAUUAAAAUUAAUAGUAUUUUUUGUAUAUUUUGUAAUAAAAAUAAACUAGAAAUUCGAAAAAUAAA